AUGGAGGAGCCUAACGAGGGACACAGGGUUGUUCCCGAGCUCUACUUUCUGAUAGCAAAAUUUCUUAGUGGAGGACCUCUGAAGGAGACUGCUAAGACAUUGCUAAAAGAGCUCGAGACUAUAGAGGUGCUGCCUCGACGAACCGACUGGGAGGGCACAGAGCACACCCAAUCUUACGAUGAAUUGGCAUCGCAAUACUCCGACGUGUCGUUCAACCGACUGGCGGCGGUGUGCGAGCGCGCGCUCCAGCUCGCCCGGCGCGGCUCCGCCGCCGGAGACAAUAAUGCACAACAAGGUUUGGCGGCGCGGCUCUCGCUGCUCAGCGAGUCGCUGGUGCGGCCCAUGCCGCAGUACGCGAGCCACAAGCUGGACCACUCGCUGGUGCGGCGGCUCGUGGCGCGGGAGCUGGGAGCGGGCGCUGCGGCCCUGCCCGGGGGCCGGGGAGGACAAGCCACUUUCCCACCCCGCAUGCUCGCCUCACUCAACCUCCAGCGACGAACGCUGGGGCAUCUGUCGGCGGUGUACUGCGUCGUGUUCGACUGUACGGGGCGGUACGUCAUCACCGGCGCUGAUGAUAUGCUCGUCAAGGUGUGGAGCGCGCUGGACGGGCGGCUGGUGGCGACGCUGCGCGGCGUGGGCGCGGAGGUGACGGACGUGUGCGUGUCGGCGGACGGCGCGCUCGUGGCGUGCGGCUCCGUGGACAAGCUGGUGCGCGUGUGGUGCCUGCGCUCGGCCGAGCCGCGCGCCGUGCUCAGCGCGCACGCCGGCACCAUCACCUCCGUGCACUGGGCGCCGCCCGCCCGCCGCGACGUGCGCUGGCUCGCCUCCACCUCCACCGACUGCUCGGUGGCCUUCUGGACGUGCUCCCCGGACGGGUACUUCCUGUCGCAGCCGGUGCAGUACGUGGAGCGGAUGAGGCCCGGCGUGUGCCACAUGAUCUGCGCCGCCUGGUCCGCCGGGGGGGCCUUCCUCGCCGCCGGCAGCGCCGACCACCACGUCAGGAUAUACACAGUAGAACACGAACCCGGUGGACCCAAGAGAGUUCUGGAGACAGCCGUCCACGACGAUGCGGUAGACUCGAUCGCGUGGGCCCACCGGGGACUCCGCUUCGUGUCGGGGAGCAAGGAUGGGACUGCGGCCUUGUGGACACUACACGCCACGCAGUGGAGACACCACCUACUGCAGCCGACCUCCACCAACAGCGAUGGGAAGAAGCUCAAGAUGACAAUGGUGUGCUGGGACUGCAGCGACGCGUACGUCAUCACCGCCGUCUCCGACAACACCAUCCGCGUGUGGUGCUCGAGGACCUGCACCCAGGUGCGGUCGCUGGGCGGGCACCGCGACGAGGCGUACGUGCUGGAGGCGCACCCGUUCCUGAGCGGCGUGUUCCUGUCGGCGGGCCACGACGGACAGCUGUUCGUGUGGGACGCCCAGCACGACCAGCCCCUGGCGCGCUUCCACAACCGCAUCGACGGCCACGGCGACGGCGCCAUCUUCGACGCCAAGUGGGGGGGAGGCGCCAGCGUCGCGGCCACCGACUCGCACGGACACCUGCUGCUGCUCGGUAUCGGACGUGGCCACCGGCUGUACUCGCACCUGCCGACGGAGCUGUUCUUCCACACCGACUACCGGCCCGUGAUCGUGGACUCGGCCGGCGGCGCUCACGACGAGCAGACCGACACUCCUCCGCACCUCCUGCCCCCGCCCUUCCUCGUCGACGUGGAGGGGGCGCCGCACGCGCCAGAGUAUCAGCGACUCGUACCCGGCCGAGAGAACCUGGCGCUGUCGCAGCUGAUCCCGGUGGCGGACGCGCCGCGCUCGCAGAUCAACUCGCUGAUCGAGGCGCUGGCGGCGGGCAUGGGGGGCGCCGGGGGGCGCGGCGUGUGGCGCGGGGAGGGCGUGCGCUACACGGCCGGCUCGUGGCAGCGCGGCGACCCGCUGCUCGUGCCGCAGUGCACGCGCCCCAUCGUGCCGCGCCUGGCGCCGCCGCACCGCGACACCCUGCACCGCGCCGCCGCCGAGCUCAACGCGCUGGAGCAGGCCUGGUACCGCCGCGAGAUGCGCCGCCGCCCGCUCAUGAUCAGCACCGCGCCCGACGGCGGGCCCCGGCGCCGGGCCGCCCGCCGCCCCGCCGCCCGCCCCGCCACCCGCCCGCAGCCGCGCCCCGAGCCGCCCGAGCCGCUGGAGCCCGACAGCCUCAGCGGCUCCGACACCAGCGACGAGUGGCUGCAGCGGCCCUCCGCCGCCCGCACCGCCCGCCCCUCGCACACCUCGCGCACCUCGCGCACCUCCAACGACACCAGGGCCAGCCUCUCCAGCCUCGAGCUCGACGACACCACCAGCUCGUCGUCCUCGUCGCAGUACUCGGACUGGGAGGCGGGCGCAGCCCUGGCACCUCCUGCUCGCGCACGCAGAAGGCCCCUGCGCCCUACCAACAGGUACAGCCCCAGUCAAGUGCCGGCCAAGCGAGCGCCCGCCCCGGCCCCCGCCCCGCCGCCCCCGGCACACAUCCCCGUCGACCCCGGACCUGCUGGAAGUCGCGUGUCGGGUCCUCUGCAGGAGCUGCCGGACGCGUACCGGCCCGGCGAGUGGAUCACCGCCGUGUCGCCGCGCAAGGCGCCCUACCACCCGCAGAUGGGCGACCAGUGCCUCUACUUCCGCCUCGGACACCAGAGGUACUUCGAGGCGGUGGCUGAGAAGGACGUGUACAAGAUCAACCCGAGGGACAAGCCGUGGGAGAGGUCGCACGUCUAUGAGUGCGAGCUGGUGAAGGUGGUCGGUAUCAAGUACGUGAUUAAGCCGCCGCGCGUGGUGUGCCUGCGGCUGGCGUGCUCCCUGCCCGGGGAGGGGGCGGAGGGGGGCAGCUCGUCCUCGCGCAGCAUAACCGUGAGGUACCACGACAUGCCAGAUGUCAUUGACUUCCUCGUGCUCCGGCAGCAGUACGACGCGGCGGUGGCGCGGCGCUGGGGAGCCGGCGACCGGUUCCGCUGCAUGAUCGACGACUGCUGGUGGACCGGAGAGGUGCUGGAGCGCGCGGGCGACCCGGGCGCGGGCGCCAGCGACAUGGCGGGCGGGCCCCACGCCCACGAGUGGGCCUCCGCCGCCGCCGCGCACUUCCUCGCGCUCAAAGUGAGGUGGGACAACGGCGAGGUGGAGCGGCUGUCGCCGUGGGACCUGGAGCCGCUGGACCCGAGCCGGCUGCCGGCGCAGGCGGGCGGGGCGGUGCCGGUGCUGCCCGUGGAGCUGGACGCCGUGCUGUACCGCGCCACCACCGACGAGUGGGGCGGCGACCGCCCCACCGCCUCCCGGGCCAUCGCUGAACAUAUCGGGUCGGUGAUGUCCCUGGCGGCGGCGGAACCGUUCGUGGCGCCAGUGGACCUGCAGCAGUACCCCGCGUACGCCAGGGUCGUGCCAUACCCCGUAGACCUGGCGACCAUCAGGGCGCGCUGCUCGCACCUGUUCUACCGGCGCGCGGCGGCCGCUCAGUUCGACGCGCGCUACCUGGCCAGCAACGCCGAGCGGUUCAACGAGCCGCACGCGCCCAUCGUGCGUCAGGCGCGGCUGGUGACGGACCUGCUGCUGCACAUCAUAGCGGAGUGGCGCGACUGCGACGUGCUCGCCAAGUACCACGAGCUCGCCGACAACUACCGCUCCUCCGACGACGAGCCGCUGCUGCACACCAAGUCGCGUGGCCGCGGGGGUCGCUCUGCGCGCGAGUCUGAGGCGUGGCGCGCCGCGUGCACGGGCGUGCUGAGCGAGCUCAUGGGCUCGGCUGACGCGGAGCCCUUCCGCGCGCCCGUCUCGCCCGACCAGGCGCCAGAUUAUCUGUCGGUGGUGUCCCGGCCGAUGGACCUGGGGCGAGUGGCGGGGCGGCUGACGCGCGGCGAGUACAGCGCGCCUGAACAGUUCGUGGCCGACGUGCGCCAGGUCUUCGCCAACAGCAGGCUCUACAACACCAACAAGCGCAGUCGGAUCUACUCGAUGACGGUGCGGCUGUCGGCGCUGUUCGAGGCGCUGUGGUCGCGCCUCGGGGCGGGGGCGGGGGCGGGGGCGGGGGCGAGGGGCGCGGGGCAGGGGACGCGCGCACCCGCCCCGCCCCGCCGCCACAACCCGCCGCACCCGCGCCACCGCCCCCGCCCCGCGCUCGUGUGUCGCCCCCCGCGGCCCGCCCGCGCCGCGCGCCCCCCCGCCCUGCGCGCGCCCCUCGACGAGUCGAUGAACGGCAGCUCGCGGCUCGGCAGCUCGGGCAGCUCGAGCUCGGACUCGGAGACGCUGGCGGCCACGUCGCGCCGCGUGCACGCCGCGCGCGCCUCCACAGACAGCGACGCGCCGCUCACCGUGCACAGCAAAGGUACGGGGGGGGGGGGGACUGUAGCUAGGCUCGGCAGCUCCAGCUCGGACUCGGAGACGCUGGCGGCCACGUCGCGCCGCGUGCACGCCGCGCGCGCCUCCACAGACAGCGACGCGCCGCUCACCGUGCACAGCAAAGACAGCGACGCGCCGCUCACCGUGCACAGCAAAGGUACGGGGGGGGGGGGGACUGUAGCUAGGCUCGGCAGCUCCAGCUCGGACUCGGAGACGCUGGCGGCCACGUCGCGCCGCGUGCACGCCGCGCGCGCCUCCACAGACAGCGACGCGCCGCUCACCGUGCACAGCAAAGCUAGGCUCGGCAGCUCCAGCUCGGACUCGGAGACGCUGGCGGCCACGUCGCGCCGCGUGCACGCCGCGCGCGCCUCCACAGACAGCGACGCGCCGCUCACCGUGCACAGCAAAGGUACGGGGGGGGGGGGGCCUGUAGCUAGGCUCGGCAGCUCCAGCUCGGACUCGGAGACGCUGGCGGCCACGUCGCGCCGCGUGCACGCCGCGCGCGCCUCCACAGACAGCGACGCGCCGCUCACCGUGCACAGCAAAGGAAAAGGCAUCGGCAAGAAGAGCAAGAGCAGCAGCGCCAGCGCCAGCGCCGAGCCCGUCGCCUCCACCAGCAGGGACACGCGACACGAGAGCUACUCGGAGGUGAACGGCAAGCGCGCUGCGGGGUCGUGGGAGGAGUCGUCGUCGUCCUCCAGCUCGUCCAGCUCGUGCACCAACAUCGAGGUGCUGGAGGAGCAGCUGCACGACGAGGUGGAGCUCACCUACACCGACAGCGACCAGAACCAACCUAGAGGCUUGGGGCGCUCGGGCCGCAAGCGACGCCCGCGCCCGCCCAGCUCGGCCUCCAGCGCCGGCCUGACGCGGCGACACGCGCACAAACCCAAGCGGACCCGCGAGCGCUUCACGGCGGGCUCGACGUCGUCGUCGCUGAGCUCGGAGGGCUCGGGCGGCUCGGGGUCGGGCCGGCGCUACGAGUCGGACCGCUCGUACCGGCCGCGCUACUCCACGGACGACGACCGGCCGCUGCACCUGUACCGCCAGCGCCGCGCCGACCCGCCCAGCAACAGCAGCAACUCUGGCGGCGUGUCCCUCCGCGCUCGUCGCUCCCAGCGCCGGUACAACGAGGACAGCGAGGAGGACUCGGUGGCCGCCAUCAGCAAGCGGAUGCAGCACCACUCCAGGGCCCACCACGCGCACCUCGCCACGAGGCGGAGGCACCACGCGGCACAGAGUGCGGGCGCGCACCGCAGCGACCACAACUACUUCAACGGGCUCGCCGCGCCCGACCCGCUCCACAACGCUAACGGCACGCGGCCUGUGGCAGGCGCGGCCGGCGCGAGCGGCGCGGGGGGCGCGGGGAGCGCGGGCGGGCCGGGGGGCGCGGGGAGCGCGGCCGUGUCGGUGUCGUCGCGCGGCCGCGUGCGCAAGCUCACGCCCAAGGCGCGCGGCCUGCUGCGGGACUAG
Molecule: messenger RNA, 5835 nt
Organism: Arctia plantaginis
Lineage: Eukaryota; Metazoa; Arthropoda; Insecta; Lepidoptera; Erebidae
Source: the annotation of a GenBank genome assembly